GUAGCAGCAGCACAAGCUCAUAAAGAGUCUGGUGAGUCCUGUGAGAGGACACUUACAUUUAACUACAGAGACUAUAAAACUCUGAAUAAGAUAAAAUGGAUAAUGGAUGCUUUUGUUCAACCAGCUGCGAUAGGCUUUCAAAUCCUAUCCUCUACAACAUCCUCAGCCAAAUGGAUAGCAGCAAAUCAAGCCAGGACAGCUUCAACUACAGUUCGGUACCUCAUAGAUGCAACUGUGAGGUGCGGAGGACAGUGUGCUUGAAAAGACCGUCCGAGAUUUGUAAAGAAGCCUCGGGGGUUCUGGUUAAAACCCUCCAUUUCAUGAAGAAUUUACCUGCCUUUAACCAGCUGCCUCCCAACGACCAGUUCGCACUUCUCAAAAGCUGCUGGGCGCCGCUGUUCAUUUUGGGUCUGGCUCAGGAGCACGUGGACUUUGAGGUGACGGACACCCCAGCUGACAGCAUGCUGAAGAAGAUCCUCCUGAACCGCCAGGAGAGCCCCGAGGCGGAAAGGGAGCAGCCAACCAUGGCCGGCGUCAGCAAACUCAACUCCUGCCUCAAAAAGUUCUGGAGUUUGGAUUUGAGCCCAAAGGAAUAUGCAUACCUCAAAGGGACCACGAUAUUUAAUCCAGAUGUGCCAGAUUUAAAGGCAGCCCUCUUUGUGGAAGGACUGCAGCAGGAGGCUCAGCACGCCCUGAGCGAGGUGGUCCAGCUCCUUCACCCUGGGGACCAGGACCGCUUCGCUCAAAUCCUCCUCACAGCCUCCAUGCUUCAGAGCAUCACACCCAGCAUCAUCACCGAACUCUUCUUCCGGCCGGUGAUAGGCCAGACGGAUCUGCUGGACCUGCUGGUCGACAUGCUCUUCUACAGAUAGAAGAUUUGGAUUUCAUUAUAUAUAUAAAGACACUGUCCUGGAAAAAUUUGAAUCGUUUGUUUAGAAGUAAUGACGCAGAACUUUUUCUUCACAACAGAACUUUUUCUUCACAACCAAAACAUUGUUCCAUCAUGUAAUGAAAGGACACCUUUAAAAAGCACUUACAAUAGCAAACCAAACAAACAAACAAACAAAAAAAAACUGUGAAUGGAUGUACAUGGGAUUAGGAAUUGCUUACAUUUACAAUGAAGCUGAGGUCACUUUAACCCAGUCCGAAAAGAUUUUAUCCACUGAAGCGGAAAAACAGUCCACGAGAAGACAGACGUUACCCGUCUGUCUAUGUACUUGAUCUAUGUUGAAGAUUUUUGUCGUCGUUGUUUGUCUCACUGCUGUAAAUAAGUGUUUAAGACGUUUCUAAUAAAUAUAUUUUUCUACCUGAACACAA
Mugil cephalus (flathead mullet) is the source of this 1317-nucleotide messenger RNA. It is a transcript of the gene nr0b2a, whose product is annotated as nuclear receptor subfamily 0, group B, member 2a. Gene Ontology annotation, molecular function: transcription factor binding; transcription corepressor activity. Gene Ontology annotation, biological process: circadian rhythm; negative regulation of transcription by RNA polymerase II. NCBI's taxonomy places the organism in Eukaryota, Metazoa, Chordata, Actinopteri, Mugiliformes, Mugilidae. Gene Ontology annotation, cellular component: nucleus; cytoplasm. The coding region runs from base 96 to 872 and encodes 258 amino acids. The record is from RefSeq and is a predicted model, not a curated record. The transcript has 2 exons.